Messenger RNA from Manihot esculenta (cassava), 1030 nucleotides. RefSeq names its product ankyrin repeat domain-containing protein 2A. Gene Ontology annotation, molecular function: protein binding. NCBI's taxonomy places the organism in Eukaryota, Viridiplantae, Streptophyta, Magnoliopsida, Malpighiales, Euphorbiaceae. The record is from RefSeq and is a predicted model, not a curated record. The transcript is spliced from 6 exons. Bases 83 to 544 code for a protein of 153 amino acids.
AAAAAGUCUCAUCUUCUCGUCUUACUCCUGGCAGUGACUGAUACAGGCUCCACAAAUCGCCUUCCACGACAGAGGUAAACUGAUGGGGGCAGAGGCGAAUCAAGCAGAGCACCAUAUUCAACUGGAGACGACACCUGAUACUGUUGAUGCCUUGCUCGAGGCUGCUAGAUUUGAUGAUAUUGAUGACAUUAGAGGCUUAGCAUCUGAAGGGGUUUCUCUUGAUUCCAAGGACUCACUGGGCCGUACAGCGCUUCAUAUGGCUGCAGCAAAUGGGCAUCUUGAUGUGGUGGAGUAUCUUAUCAGCCAAGGAGUGGAUCUCAAUGCUUCUAAUGAUGAGAAGAAUACGCCUCUUCACUGGGCUUGCCUCAAUGGCCGAAUUGAGGUUGUUAAGAAAUUGAUUCUUGCUGGAGCAAGUUUAAGCAUUCUAAACUGCCAUGAGCGGACUCCAGUAGAUGAAGCUGUCAGUCAGGGAAAAAUGGAUAUUGUUGAUGCCAUUAAUGCUGCUGUAGCACAACUGGAACUUGCAGGUGUUCAAGUUUCCUAAUGAAGGAAGUUCGAGAUAAUACACAGGCUGAUACUUUUACAGUGCCACAAGCUUCUGAUGUGAUCAUUUUGGUUUGUGACUGUGGUUUACGUCCUUGAUUCUUGGCCAAGUCAUGUGUUAGUUAUUUAGCUCUGGUCUGACUCUUUUUUGAAAGAUGUAAUUGGCUCUGAUUGAGACUUAAAGUCAAUAUCUCAUACUUAUAGGUUUUUUUUUUAUCUUCUCUUGUACGUAGAGUUAGUGAAGCAUCUUUGAUUAUGCAUGACAUAUCCUAGUGAUGCGAAUGGAGAAAUAGAGGAAAAGUGCCUCCCUCUUCAACCUCACAAAAUUUGUCACGGGAACUUAUCAUGAUUAGGGUUCUGUAAUUUAGAGUAAAGUUGCAUUGUUACUUCUUGAAAUAACUAUCGUGAGAUAAGAAACUUUUAUUGACAAGUAAUAUAUUGAAAGAGGAAUGCAUCAUUAAGCUUGUGUUGGUGUCUUGCUGACUGC